AUGUCGAGCAGGAGGCAGCCUCUCUCAACCAUCUCGAAUGUCGCUAAUUCCCCGUACCGAGCGGUUGUUUCGACUACCACAAAGCAAAAACGAUCAUAUGCCAAUAUACAACGCGAAGAUGCAUAUGGACAACCACCCCCGGCGAAGAAGCAGAUGCUAGAUGCACAUCAACAAGCUUUAAGAACACCUCCGCGUCAAAGUGUUAGUCAAGUGUCGGCUGAAGGAAGGGUCUUUAGUCGGAAGUCCGCCGUCCAGCCAUCCAAUAUUGAACGAAAGUGCGUAACAGUUAAGGCAGAUCGAGGUUCUCAGCAGCAAAUUACAAAAGCAGAGAAGAUACCAGAGGAAAGUUUGGAAUCUAUACGUCAAUGGCAAAAGCAUUACAGGAAGAAUUUUCCAAAAUUCGUCUUCUACUUUGAAAGUAUAUCAGAGGAUGUCCGGCUUAAGUAUACAAAACAAGUUCUCGCUUUAGGCGCACGCGACGAAAAAUUCUUUUCUAAUGAAGUCACUCAUGUCGUCACCACGCGAUCGAUUCCACCCGAGAUCCCCUCCACAUCUUCUACUACAGCUGAGAUGCAUUCGCAACACGGAACUAUAAAUCCUUCUUUGCUGGACCGGUCUUCCGAGACCGCAGAUUUGAGAGAUCCGCGAUCAAAGUUUACAUUUGAAGCUCCAGUUUCCAGAAGGCUUGUUACACAGGGUCAUGAUGGCGAUGCAAGGCGACAGCAAGCUCGUAGCUCGGAUGUACUAUACAAGGCACGAGAGCUAGGGAUGAAAAUAUGGGCUUUGGAAAAGUUGCAAAGAAUGAUGACGACAAUGUUUGACACGGACACUGGCUACCAAAUAUCACACAGCCACAACACAAGGAGCCAUGCCAUCCAGGGGGGUACAAUUACCAGAGCAGUCCAAGAAGCUGAUCUAUCCCAAUUACUGAGGAAUGAACGAAUUUAUGGACCAUCAGAUCGGGAUCUCACCGUCGCUACAAAGGAGAUGACUAUAUUCAAAGGGCCGUAUAUCUACAUUCAUGAUAUUGAUGAAAGGAGAAAGCCGAUAAUGGUUCGAGAGUACAACAAGGUUACUCAAAAAGAACACGGAGAUUGGCCGCAGUUCCGCAGUGUUCCGAAUGGCAAAUGCCCAUUUGUGGAUGAACUAGAGUUCAGUCGUCGUGAGUUAGAGAAAGAAAAGGAAUUGAUACGUAUCCAGAGGCAGAAGGAAAGGGAAAGGGCUGUGGUUCCAAGGACGAGAGCUGCUGCUGCGGUAGAAGCGGCCAAAAUGCAGCCACCGAAGGCGAUGAGCAAACGAGCACUAUCUCAACUUGAUGAUGGAUCAAACCGAAGUGCUACCGUCUUGACGAAACAAGCCAAUCCAUUCGAUACCAACAGAACUAGAACUCAUCGUGCAGAACUUGAGUCUUCUUCUCGAGGUCAAAAUGCGUUUGUCAGUCGUGCUGGAGUUGGUAGAUUGUUUGGCGGUGAACCUGUUGCAUCGGGAGUCCAACCAUCGAAUAUCACAUCGGCUAUUCGCUCUCAGAUGAUCUCUUCCACAGCAGCUCAACCUGGACUCAAGGUCGGAACAAGCAAAGAGCUCCAUGGUCUGCAGAGGAAGGUGCUGGAGAAGACAAAUGGUGGAUCUGGAUCACAUGGAUCUCACCGUUUGACUGAGAUCAGUUCGGCUGUAAGAGAAGAUACAAGCACUCGCCCUGCAAAGCGUGAGGCACAAAGGAAACUUGGCGUCAUAGAUGAAGAUGAUAUUAACACAGAAAGAGAAGAAACGGGUAGAAAAGUUGAAGCUGCUCGCAAAGCAAAAGCUGUUCAGCAAAGAAAGCUUGAAAAGCGUGAUGCCAAACCAGGAUACUGUGAGAACUGCGGUGAUAAAUUCGAGGACUUUGAUGAGCAUGUAUCCUCACGCAAACAUCGCAAAUUUGCUGAGAAGGCCGAAAAUUGGAAGGAGCUUGAUGCCCUAUUAAGUCAACUUGUUCGACCUCUCUUGUAA
This is a messenger RNA of Sclerotinia sclerotiorum 1980 UF-70, 1989 nucleotides long. RefSeq lists its product as hypothetical. The coding region runs from base 1 to 1989 and encodes 662 amino acids. Gene Ontology annotation, cellular component: Dbf4-dependent protein kinase complex; nucleus. NCBI's taxonomy places the organism in Eukaryota, Fungi, Ascomycota, Leotiomycetes, Helotiales, Sclerotiniaceae. Gene Ontology annotation, molecular function: nucleic acid binding; zinc ion binding; protein serine/threonine kinase activator activity. The transcript has 3 exons. Gene Ontology annotation, biological process: regulation of cell cycle phase transition; positive regulation of nuclear cell cycle DNA replication. The record is from RefSeq and is a predicted model, not a curated record.